Molecule: messenger RNA, 1888 nt
Organism: Drosophila innubila
Lineage: Eukaryota; Metazoa; Arthropoda; Insecta; Diptera; Drosophilidae
Product: MTOR-associated protein MEAK7
Exons: 8
Coding region: 73-1410 (445 amino acids)
Source: RefSeq, a predicted model, not a curated record
CUCUUUGUGUUCAAUUUUAAAUUGCAAGCGUCAGUCGCGUGUUUACUUUCUGUUAAAUAAAAACAAAUAAUCAUGGGUAACGCAAGUAGUAAAAAGGAAACGGACAAUAUGUACACCUCAGAGGAAAUACGAUUUCUAGAGGCAGCAUAUCGCAAUGCAUCCGGCGGUACAUUGGAGAAAUUAACUUCGGAUCGACUUGUGGAAUAUUGGUCCCAAACAAUCGAACCGUCGUUAGCUGAGAACACAGUUCAGUUUUUGUUUAUGCCAACUAAGCAGCAUAGCAUGAAUUUACCCUUAAAGCGAUUUGGAGAACCCUACUAUAUUAUGGAGCGGGGCAGCAUUGAUAUGAAAAUGCAUUUUCUCUUAUCCUCAAUGCAACGUACUCAAAACGAAAGCUUCAACAUCAAAGAGUUGGAACAUUAUAUACAAUCGGUUAUUAAAAGCUAUCUGAUGCUGGAGAGCACCGCAAAGGGUUCCAGCAUUAAGGAGUGGCAAGAUUUGGGCUUUAUCACCACAGAACGUUCGAACUGUGCCUUUGCCAAGGGUUUGAUGCGCAAUAUUGGCAAAGAUUUGGACCACACCAUGCCCAAUGAGACACUGGAACGUUGGCUCCACUUGACACCGCAGUUUCUUCAAUUAUGGCGCGAGGUUUUCGCACAACUUUACACACGUCAUGGUGGCAGCAAGCGUUCACACAUCAAGGAGGUCGAAAUUUCUUUUCUUCCACAGCUGUGCGAUGCACCGCACAGCAGUCACUACAGGCCAAUCAUGGAGCUGCCACAUGUGCUCUAUAUUAAUGCACAGCUGCCCCGCGAGAUGCGUCACAAAUGGCGUUUCCUCUUCUCAUCGAAAAUACACGGAGAAAGCUUCUCCACAAUGCUGGGCAAGGUGUUAGACAAGGGUCCAACGCUGUUCUUCAUUGAGGAUGAGGAUCAAUACAUAUUCGGUGGCUAUGCGCCGGAAUCUUGGGCUCUCAAGCCUCAAUUUGCAGGAAAUGAUACCUCAUUGCUCUAUACGCUCAGCCCUGCCAUGCGCUGUUUCAACUCCACGGGCUACAAUGAUCACUAUCAGUAUCUUAACUUGAAUCAGCAAACAAUGCCCAAUGGCCUCGGCAUGGGCGGACAGUUUGAUUUUUGGGGUCUUUGGUUGGACUGCAUGUUUGGCGAGGGACAGAGUGUGGAGAGCUGCACCACAUAUGGAGACUAUGUGCAGCUCAGCAAACGUAAGCAAUUCAAAAUACGCAACAUGGAAGUUUGGGCUGUAGGCGAUUUGCCUGUCAAGGACGAGGAAGGUGGUGAAGUACAGAAACGUUCAGUGCUGGAUGGAAAUCUGGAGGAUCGUGCCAUGCUGGAAAUAGCUGGAAAGCAAAUGCAUUCGGAUGGACUUCGUGAGCCAGGCAUGGAUGAUUGAUAGCGGUCGUUUGUGAGAUGGAUAGGCUUGGUUUUAUCAUGUUCAAGAAUUUAUAGCACUAUGUCUCUAUUGGGAGUGGAGUUAAAACCUUUACAUAUAUAUACUUUAGCCUUAAAAUCCUUAUUCUUCUUAAUAAUAAUGACAACACACAAAGGUCUUUACGACGAAACGAGUGUUUGUUCUUACCAUUCCUACAAAUUUUUGCGUAGUUAUUAGCGUUUAUACAUAUACAAAAAUACAUAUUAAUAUACAAUAUAUACAUCCAUAUAUAUAUGUAUAUACAUAUAAGUGAAUAUAUAAUGUAUUAUGCAUAGUGUCUAUGUAAUACUGAGAGUAUUGUUGUUGCGUUUUAGGACUACAAGUGAAUCAACUUUUCAAAAGCAAUGUAAGAUGUAAACUCUAAACUGUAAACUGUAAUCGUCGAUAUAUUUACUGUCUUUUUCCGUGUUUAAAUAAAUCGCAUAUAUUGUUUGCUGAA